This is a messenger RNA of Perkinsus marinus ATCC 50983, 567 nucleotides long. RefSeq lists its product as hypothetical. The coding region runs from base 1 to 567 and encodes 188 amino acids. Lineage: Eukaryota; Perkinsozoa; Perkinsida; Perkinsidae. The record is from RefSeq and is a predicted model, not a curated record. The transcript is spliced from 5 exons.
AUGAUACCGGGACUGUGCGCUCAUGAGAUAGGGACCCACCUAUUGAGGAUGCUCAAUAACGAUCUUCAACCUUGGAGAGCCGACCGGCGUCUGUCUGGUCCUAAAGACAAUCGUCCAAAGCUGGAGAAUCAUUUUGCUACCGAGGAAGGAUUAGCUACACUAAACGCUCUGGUGCAGUCGGACAAGAGACCCAAGAAUGCAGAGUUAUACCUGUGGUCCCCCGCGUUGCGAUAUUGGGCAACAGUGCAAGGUCAGAAUCGUAGCUUCGUUCAGCUCUUCCACUUGUUACAACGCUACGUCCAGGAUCCUGUGAGGCGCUUUAAGCUGUGCAGUCGUGUGAAAAGGGGCAUCCGGGACACUGGUAUCCCUAGAGGGGCGUGUACGUUGGACCAAGCGUAUUUCCUCGGCGCAGUGGAUAUCUUGCGGAACUUGGACUCCAUUGACUUCGUGCUUCUGCAUUGUGGGCUGCUGUCUCGGAAGGAUCUCCAUAGGGUUCGUUUCUGUGCUCGGAGACAUGCGAUUAGGUUGCCUCAUUUUCUGGGGACUACAGAGAAAAUUGCCAAGUGA